Molecule: messenger RNA, 2509 nt
Organism: Boeremia exigua
Lineage: Eukaryota; Fungi; Ascomycota; Dothideomycetes; Pleosporales; Didymellaceae
Product: putative X-Pro dipeptidyl-peptidase
Exons: 2
Coding region: 338-2089 (583 amino acids)
Source: RefSeq, a predicted model, not a curated record
CAAAGUUGAUGCAGGCAGCUUGGGACAAGCGUUGUGGCGGAUGCAGGGUGGGACUAGUGCCCCGCUACUGCCACUCUAGUGGACGCACGGGCGCACCGCGACACCAGCCUUUGGCAACAUCCAGCGUGCAUCAACCACAGUGUAACGACAUGACCGCAUAUGUGCAGCAUCUGACUUCGAUGAUAAGCACUACGGGGAGCUUGCCGAGGUUACACAGGCCGCGCAUUGACUUCGACGCGUUUACUAGCAGCCCGUCACCUGACCAUCUCCGCUCGUCAUCGCUCCUAUCGAACUCAUUUCAACGCAGUAUCCAUUGCCUUGCCCUACCGUGGACACCAUGACCCGCAGACAGCCCAUAACGUCAAUUGCUGCAACGAAGCCAGCCCAGCUUCCAGAACCAAAAGAGAUCACGACGAUCCAGACCACUAUUCGAACAUUCACAGCAGACCUUGCCGACAUUCAGUCGUUUCUGAGCAUCUCAUUCAGCCAAACUCGUGCCAAAAAAGUCGAGAAAUACCUCACAUCAACUCUUGCUUCUCUUUCCACAACUUUUGAAUUUGAUCUUCUUUCUGAUAAUGAACAAGUGGAUUAUCUCCUUCUGCAGUCCCACAUCAAAAGACUGCUCCAUCAGCACAAGGCCGCGACCAAGAAGGUCCACACAGCCGAAGAGCUUGGUAUUUUUGGGAAAUGGGUCGAAAUUUGUAUCAACUUGGUCGAAACGAGACACAAUGUUAGCAGACAGAGCGGUCGACAAAUUGCCAAUGCGUUACAAAGCGCUGAGCAGGGCGUCGCUCAAUUACUAUACUUACUCGACUCCAAAGAUGAUUUUGGGGACAGUAAGAAGCGGUUCAUCAUGUUCUGGACGAUUGGCAAGUUCGAAGAGUUGCAAAGGGCACUGGAGGAGGCAGUUGGGUUUUACCAAGGCUAUGAUCCUGUCAUCUCGUGGUGGAUAGAGAAACCUUGGGAGACUUUGAGUACAAAACUGACUGCUUUGACUUCGGCUUUGGGCAAGAAGACUGGAAUUGAUGGAUCUGGGAGUGCAGAUGACAUCGUCGGUGACCCAAUUGGUCGUGAGGGACUACUACAAGAGCUCGAGGCGGAGUGGAUUGCUUAUACUCCUGAAGAGCUUGUGCAGAUAGCUGAACAAGAGUUUAUGUGGUGUGAGGACGAGAUGGAGAACGCGAGCACGGCUUUAGGAUUCGAUCGACGUCAAGAGGCUCUGGAGUAUGUCAAAAACACGUUUGUAGAGCCCGGCCAACAAAUUUUUGUUGUCCGCGAUCUCGCCGAUGAGGCAGUUGCAUACGUUGAAAGGCACGAUCUGAUAACUGUUUCGACUGUAGCCAAAGACUACUGGAAGACGACCAUGAUGACGCCCGCGAGGCAAAGAGUCAACCCUUUCUUCCUCGGUGGCGAGGAGAUCAUUGUCUCGUACCCAACUAAUAGUAUGAGCCAUGAAGAUAAAUUGAUGAGCAUGCGCGGCAACAAUCCGGCAUUCUCUCGCUCCACAGUCCACCAUGAGCUCAUUCCGGGCCACCAUCUUCAGUUCUACUACAUGGAUCGCUAUAAUCCGCACCGCAGUGUCUUCCAAACACCCUUCUGGAUCGAAGGCUGGUCUGUGUACUGGGAACUGCUGUUGUGGCAACGCGGCUUCCCAUCAGAGAUCGGUCAAGAAUGGGCAACAAACGAAGCCGCAAAUCGCAUAGGAAUGCUCUUCUGGCGGAUGCAUCGUUGCGCUCGCAUAAUAUUCUCAAUCAAGUUUCAUCUCGGACAGAUGACGCCGCAAGAGUGCAUUGAUUUGCUAGUGACAAGGGUGGGACACGAGCGUGCCACGGCUGAAGGCGAAGUUCGAAGAUCCCUUGCUGGCGAGUAUCCGCCUUUGUACCAAGCGGGUUAUCUGCUAGGGGCGUUUCAAUUCCAGAGACUACGGAGGGAGCUUGUUGAUAAUGCUGAAGGCCCGAGGUGGAAAGAGAAGAGCUUUCACGAUGCUGUCAUGCGAGAGAACAACGUCCCGAUUGAGAUUCUGAGGGCGAUAUUCAGGGGACAGAAGCUCAGUCUUGACAUGAAGGCACAAUGGAGAUUUAAAGACUAGACACGAACCUCACCAAUCGGUAAACCAGAAGUACCAGCUGUUGCUGUUUCAUCGACAGUCGCGUACAAUUACUCGCUCUAACGUCUUCGUAUAUACGUGCAGGUCUCCUCCCAAGACUGUUCAGUCCCGCUAUCCUUCUCACUAUCCCACUAUUCACUGCGCUCUCUUAUCCAAGGCAGCUGCUAGAGUCAUUGUUUCCUCUUCCCCUGCGGGCCGAUCUAUUGCUCAGCCUGUCGACACCUAACCAUGCGUGAGGUCGGUUAGCUCAUGGGCUAUAUUGGCGCCCAUACGGUCGGGGCUGCCAUCAUUCAUCAAUUUCCAAAGAGCAUCUAUGGGGUCUACGUUGAGAAGAGCUCUAUUUCAUGGGGACAGGUAGUUGGUGAAAAUGGAGUGAGGCUAGGCCUGUUGAGCUGCUCGCAG